AUAAUCAUAUAGCUUGGGCAAACUAAAGAGUUGGUUCCUUGAGAUUUCUUUUACAGUUAUGUUAUAAAUUGCAGGUUUUCUAAGCAGCAGUAGCAGUAACGGUAACAGAGAAAGAUUUCUUAUCAAAAUAUCAUCUAUCCGUUUAUUCUUUGUUGUUCGGUUAUUUUGCUGCUCAGCUGUUUAGAAUGUCAGACAUGGACGAAAUGGAUUAUGGAUUCGAGUACUCCGAUGAGGAUCCGGAUGAAGAAGAUGUCGCCAUUGAAAACCAGUAUUACAACUCCAAAGGUUUGGUGGAGUCUGAUCCUCAAGCUGCAUUAGCUGGUUUUGCUGAAGUUGUCAGAAUGGAACCUCAGAAAGAUCAGUGGGGAUUUAAGGCUUUGAAACAAACGGUUAAGCUUCAUUACCGUUUGGGAAGUUAUAAAGAAAUGAUGGAUGCUUAUCGCGAAAUGUUAACAUAUAUCAAAUCUGCGGUAACAAGAAACUACAGUGAGAAGUGUAUAAACAAUAUUAUGGAUUUUAUUUCUGGAUCAGCUAGUCAGAAUCUGGACCUCCUUCAAGAUUUUUUGCAAACUACAUUGAAGGCACUUGAAGAGGCAAAAAAUGAGAGGCUUUGGUUCAAAACAAAUCUCAAGCUUUGCAAACUGUGGUUUGACAGGGCAGAAUAUGGCCGAAUGAAUAAGGUUUUGAAGGAGCUUCAUAGAUCAUGUCAGAAAUCAGAUGGGUCAGAUGACCAUAAAAAAGGCACUCAACUAUUGGAGGUGUACGCAAUUGAGAUUCAGAUGUACACUAAAACCAAGAACAACAAGAAACUUAUGCAAUUGUACACCAAAGCACUUGCUAUCAAAUCCGCAAUACCUCAUCCCCGGAUUAUGGGUAUUAUUCAUGAAUGUGGGGGUAAAAUGCACAUGGUUGAACGGCACUGGGCUGAGGCAGCUACGGACUUCUUUGAAGCUUUUAAGAACUAUGAUGAAGCUGGGAAUCAUCGGAGAAUUCAAUGUCUCAAAUAUCUAGUUUUGGCAAACAUGCUGAUGGAAUCUCAAGUAAAUCCGUUUGAUGCUCAGGAAGCAAAGCCAUACAAAAAUGAUCCAGAGAUUUUGGCAAUGACUAAUCUUGUUGCUGCAUACCAGAGAAAUGAAAUAUUUGAGUUUGAGAAAAUAUUAAAGGAUAAUCAAACAACAAUUAUGGAUGAUCCAUUCAUUCGCAACUAUAUUGAAGAUCUCCUGAAGAAUAUCAGGACACAAGUACUUCUGAAACUUAUCAAGCCAUACACGAGAAUUCGGAUACCUUUUAUUUCAAAGGAGCUUAACAUUCCAGAAAAAGAUGUGGAGCAACUUCUGGUGUCUCUAAUUCUUGAUAACCGCAUCCAGGGUCAUAUUGAUCAGGUUAAUCAGCUCUUGGAACUUGGUGGUGACAGAUCGAAAGGGUUAAAGAAAUACAAUGCCAUAGACAAAUGGAAUACACAGCUUCGUGUUUUGUAUCAAUCUGUUGCAAACAAGAUAGGAUGAUAUCUGGUGCCUUUAUAAUUGCACCCAUCAUUUGUCUUUAUUAGGUAGUAUAAUGGGUUUUGAUCCAAGGCUUCAUCUAUAUGUUUGAAGCUGGUGGGCUUUUCCCAUUUGUAAAAUUUUGAGUUAUCCUCCUAUGUUACGUGAUGUAUAUGGACAGAGUUCAUCAGUUCUUUCUGAAUCGGUUUUACACAUGGAUGUCAUAAAAUUGAUUUGAUUUUGGAUAGUAAUACAUAUCCUGGAGAGAGCUCUGAAAUGCAUAUCUGUUGCAGGAAAUAAUUUAUCUUUCCAGGCAAAUUGCAUUGAUAUUUAAUUGUUAAAAGAAAUGCCUAAUGAAAUGGUAUUGUUUCCUAGACAAUAA
Molecule: messenger RNA, 1863 nt
Organism: Cryptomeria japonica (Japanese cedar)
Lineage: Eukaryota; Viridiplantae; Streptophyta; Pinopsida; Cupressales; Cupressaceae
Product: COP9 signalosome complex subunit 2
Exons: 12
Coding region: 186-1505 (439 amino acids)
Biological process (GO): protein deneddylation
Cellular component (GO): COP9 signalosome
Source: RefSeq, a predicted model, not a curated record